CUUCUUCAAAACAACGGCAGAUGCUCCACCCCGAGCGAGGUAGCGGCAGGCGGAGAGUCCAUAGCGAGGCCCAGCUCCGUCUCCAUCAGCCGCGUCUCCGCCGGGGGAAGGAGAGGCAAUAAAGAAAGGGCUUUGCUUCGCAUCGGCGUUGCCCUUUCGCUAUUUUUAAAUCCUCGGCGUUACGUUGCUGCAGCAUUUGCCGUGUCCUCCAUCUCCAUUGCUGGCGUUUUGGCUUCUUAUUUCCUCUUUCCUCUGCUCUUUGCUCCCCGUCUCUGUGGAUCUGAGACCGGACGCAAGAGAGGUGAAGCGGGGAGGGGAAGAGAGGGGGAGGGAAAGAAGAGAAGUAGAGAUCGGGAGAAGCCGAUGAAGGCCCGAAGCGGCGGCGGCGGCGGCGGUGAGAGGAGAGUCUCGGCGAGAUGGAUUCUGAUCGCCUGCGUCGCCGGAUUUGGCCUUGGAGUGCUGUUCUCGGACAGGUUCUGGACUGCUCCAGACUCGAAUAGCCAGAUCAUCUCGAGGCAGCGGCAGGAGCAAGAGCUUCAGGUCAUAUCAGGUGACUGCACCACCAAAAAGAAGCCUGGCCGAGAUAAGGAUAUAAUGGGAGAGGUGACCAAGACGCAUGAAGCUAUACAGUCUCUGGAUAAGACAAUAGCAACACUUCAGAUGGAGCUGGCAGCCACUCGGAGCUCUCAAGAGUUGAUAAGACUGGAUGGUUCCCCGUCGACCCCUGCAUCUGGUCAGCAGAAGAAGAAGGCCUUCGUUGUGAUUGGGAUCAAUACUGCAUUUAGCAGCAGGAAGAGGCGGGACUCGGUCAGAGAAACCUGGAUGCCUCAAGGUGAAAAGCUCCAACGACUAGAGCGCGAGAAGGGAAUUGUCGUCCGAUUCAUGAUUGGUCACAGUGCGACAUCCCAUAGCAUUCUUGAUCGGGCUAUUGAUGCAGAAGAUGCUCAGCAUAAUGAUUUUCUGAGGCUGGAUCAUGUUGAAGGUUAUCACGAACUAUCUGCAAAAACAAAAACAUUUUUUGCUACUGCAGUUGCCUUAUGGGAUGCUGCGUUUUAUGUCAAGGUGGAUGAUGAUGUCCAUGUUAAUCUAGGUAUGCUUGCUGCGACACUCGCUCGUCACAGAUCAAAACCCAGGACCUACAUUGGGUGUAUGAAGUCUGGCCAAGUUCUUUCUCAGAAGAAUGUGAAGUAUCACGAGCCUGAAUACUGGAAAUUUGGAGAGGAAGGAAACAAAUACUUCCGUCAUGCAACUGGGCAGAUCUAUGCAAUCUCCAAAGAUCUAGCUACAUACGUUUCAAUCAACCAGCCUAUACUGCACAAAUAUGCUAAUGAAGAUGUAUCACUUGGCUCUUGGUUUAUUGGCCUUGAAGUUGAGCACAUAGAUGAGCGUAACAUGUGCUGUGGAACUCCACCAGAUUGUGAGUGGAAGGCCCAGGCUGGAAAUGUGUGCAUUGCAUCAUUCGAUUGGACCUGCAGCGGGAUCUGCAAGUCAGUUGAGAGAAUGAAGGAAGUUCAUACAAGGUGUGGCGAGGGAGAUGAUGGCGUGUGGAGUACUCUCUUCUGAUCAGGGUUGGGUUUUAGUUUAAUGAAUAUCAGAAUGUUCUACAUGGUCAUCUUUAUUUUCCUCAAGCUCAAAAAGAGAGAAAAAAAAAUGGGAGAAAAAAGGUCAACCUUUAGCAUGGCAGAAUACAUGAAGCAACCUCCUGACCUGAACAUACUUUGAGCCAAAUUAUGAUUGAGUUGCCUCGCAACUGAAUCCUAUACUGUCCACAACACCUGGUUGUUACUAAGAGGAGUACUGAUAAUAGGAAAAUUGGUUAGUUAAGGCUUGGAAUUAUUGUGCCACAAGGAUAAACACAGACCAAAGUCUUGCUGUGAUUUCCGUUCUCAGAACAUUAAAUAUUUGUACACGUAUUUUAAUGGGCUCGGAGUGUAUCAGGAUAGACUGUUUAUUCAGUUACAGAGGAUUAAGCGCAUGAAGUGUUGGUUGCUGAACUGAGGAAUGUUCAUCCAGGUUGUGAGGUCUAUCGCUAUACUAACAUUUUUUUAUUUUUCCCCCUCUUCCCA
Molecule: messenger RNA, 2066 nt
Organism: Phoenix dactylifera (date palm)
Lineage: Eukaryota; Viridiplantae; Streptophyta; Magnoliopsida; Arecales; Arecaceae
Product: beta-1,3-galactosyltransferase 7-like
Cellular component (GO): Golgi membrane
Molecular function (GO): beta-1,3-galactosyltransferase activity
Source: RefSeq, a predicted model, not a curated record